GUUAUGCUCUUAUUUUGAAGGAGUAAAGCGGAAGUCCUGCCCUUCAGCUAAAGCUAAUGCUCCGCUGCUUCCGCGCUGUUUUCCUCCUUCAAACUGCAGGUGAAGUGAAGGCCAGGUGAGUCGGGAUGGCGGAGGAACAUUACCUGGAGAUGAGCGAGAACCCGGUCCAGUUUGAGCAUGCGUCAAGCGUCAACAACGUCUUCUUCGACGAAGCUAACAAACAGGUGUUUGCGGUGCGUUCAGGUGGAGCUACAGGUGUGGUGGUGAAAGGGCCUGAUGACAAAAGCAGCGUUGCCUUCAGGAUGGAUGACAAAGGGGAGGUGAAGUGCAUCAAGUUCUCCAUCGGGAACAAGAUCCUGGCGGUCCAGCGGACCUCCAAGUCCGUGGACUUCAUCAACUUCAUCCCCGACUAUCCACACACAGAGUUCACCCAGGAGUGUAAGACGAAGAACGCCAGCGUUCUGGGGUUCUGCUGGACCAGCUGGAACGAGAUCGUCUUCAUAACGGACCAGGGCAUAGAGUUCUACCAGGUGUUCCCAGACAAGCGCAGCCUGAAGCUGCUGAAGAGUCAGAGCAUCAACGUGAACUGGUACCAGUACUGUCCGGAAACGGCCGUGAUCCUGCUGUCCACCACGGUGCAGGGCAACGUCCUGCAGCCGUUCGCCUUCCGGAACGGAACCAUGACCAAGAUGACCAAGUUCGAGAUCGAGCUGCCGGUCGUCCCCAAACCGGCCAAGCUGACGCUGUCGGAGAGGGACAUCGCCAUGGCAACCAUCUACGGCCAGCUGUACGUCAUGUACCUGAAGCACCACUCCCGGACGGCGAACAGCCCCGGAGCCGAGGUGGUGCUGUACCACCUGCCCAGGGAAGGCGCCUGUAAGAAGAGCCACGUCCUGAAGCUCAACACCACCGGGAAGUUCGCCCUGAACAUCGUCGACAACUUGAUCGUCGUUCACCACCAGAGUUCACAGACGUCUCUGAUCUUCGACAUCAGGCUGAAGGAGCCCGACUGCACUGUUAACACCCACCAGCCGGUUCUGCCGGCCCGGUCCAUCCAUCCCUACAGGAUUCCUCUGUCAGGUCCAGCUGCCGUUCCGACUCAGCCGCCGGUUCCGUGUCAGCUCUACUCUUCCUCCUGGAGCGUCUUCCAGCCCGACAUCAUCAUCAGCGCCAGUGAAGGUUACCUGUGGUACCUGCAGGUGAGGUUGCCCCCUACUGUCCACCUGCUGCAGGACAAGGGGAAGCUGAUGGACUUCCUGCUGCGGCGAAGGGACUGCAAGAUGGUGAUCCUGUCGGUGUGCUCUCAGAUUCUGGACGGGCAGGUGAAGGGCAGCCUACCCGUGGUAGCGACCGUCUUUGACAAGCUCAACCAGGUGUACAAGGAGUACCUGGAGGCGGAGCAGAGCUACACGGCGGCCAUGGAGUCGGGUCCGAGUCGAGGCGGCGGCACCCAGAAACGGCCGGUCCGGACGCAGGCAGUCAUUGACCAAUCAGACAUGUACACACACGUCCUGUCAGCGUUCACAGAGAGGAAGGACGUGUCCCAUAAGUUCAUCAUCGCCGUGCUGAUGGAGUAUAUCCGCUCCCUGAACCAGAACCAGAUCACCGUCCAGCAUUACCUGUAUGAGCUGGUGAUCAAGACUCUGGUCCAGAACAACCUGUUCUACAUGCUGCACCAGUUCCUGCAGUACCACGUCCUCAGUGACUCCAAACCUCUGGCCUGCCUGCUGCUGUCUCUGGAGAGCACCUACCCUCCAGCCCACCAGCUAUCUCUGGACAUGCUCAAGCGCCUGUCGACGGCUAACGAUGAGAUUGUGGAGGUUCUGCUGUCCAAGCAGCAGGUUCUGGGCGCGCUCAGAUUCAUCCGCAGCGUUGGCGGCCAUGACAGCGUGUCGGCCAGGAAGUUCCUGGAUGCGGCGCGGCAGACGGGAGACCAGAUGUUGUUCUACACCGUGUUCCGGUCGUUCCAGCAGCGGAACCAGCGCCUCAGAGGAAACCCGUCCUUCAACCCAGGGGAACACUGUGAGGAGCAUGUGGCGCACUUCAAGCAGCUGUUUGGGGAGCAGGCGCUGAUGAAGCCGUCCACAGUGUGACCUCUGACCUCCGCAUGAUGACCUCUGACCCCCAUAGGACCAAACGGACGCAGCAGAACCACCAGGAAGGUUCCAGCAUCCUCCUCUUCCUCACAUCCUAAAUCUGUCUGUGAAUAACUAAUUAUAACUCCAUGAACUGCAGAUGACUUUGUUUGAAGAUUAGAAAGUGUGAAAUGUAACUUUAUUCCUAAAAUAUGACAACUUUCAUAGCAGAAAAUGCUUUAAUAUUGUGCCACUCUGACUCCAUGUCUGCAAAUAAACACUGAAACAGGAAAUCAGUAUUUGGGUCAGGUGUUGUGGGCGGAGCCUGAGCUGCACCUGUAUGCAAAGGCGUAAAUCCAGCUCAUUAUUGGGGGGGGACCAAAAAACAGGAAAAUAUCUGAAGACCAAUUUUGGAGGGUUGGUGAAGUUACAGGAAAAUGUAACGUAAAAAUGGUUUAAAAAGUUUUUAAACUACAUUCAAGCUGCAGGACCAAAAAUGACUAAUAAUGCAGAUCAAACAUGUCAGUCAGCAAAUUAUUGAG
Poeciliopsis prolifica (blackstripe livebearer) is the source of this 2617-nucleotide messenger RNA. Its product is annotated as regulator of MON1-CCZ1 complex-like. The coding region runs from base 126 to 2093 and encodes 655 amino acids. The record is from RefSeq and is a predicted model, not a curated record. Gene Ontology annotation, cellular component: lysosomal membrane; late endosome membrane; Mon1-Ccz1 complex. Lineage: Eukaryota; Metazoa; Chordata; Actinopteri; Cyprinodontiformes; Poeciliidae. Gene Ontology annotation, biological process: regulation of autophagy. The transcript is spliced from 21 exons.